AUGCCUCAGACUCUGAAGGGAUCCUGCCAUUGCGGCGCCGUCUCGUUCAGUCUGCAGAGCAGCAGCCCAGUACCUUUUGCUCUCUGCCUCUGCUCGAUCUGCCGGAAAGUCGGCGGCUCAGGCGGGAGCAUCAAUCUGGGUGGAAUCGCAGAUACACUCGAGGUGCAAGGCAAGGAGAACCUCAGCGUAUACAAUGCCGUGUUGGCGAACCGUUGCAAGAAGAACGAGAAGCGCGCAACAUCCGAGCGCAACUUCUGCAAGCAGUGUGGCACGAUGCUCUGGCUGUUCAGCCCAGAGUGGCCUGAACUCAUUCAUCCAUACGCAUCGGCCAUCGACACGCCCCUUACACCUCCGGAGGAAAUGACGGUCUUGAUGCUCGAUUCAAAGCCAGACUGGGUACGCUUGCCGGAGGGGAAAAAGAAGACGUUCGAGCAUUACCCGGACGAAUCACUCGAGCAGUGGCACAAGCGCCACGGCUUGUGGGUUGAAUGA
Molecule: messenger RNA, 492 nt
Organism: Peniophora sp. CBMAI 1063
Lineage: Eukaryota; Fungi; Basidiomycota; Agaricomycetes; Russulales; Peniophoraceae
Source: the annotation of a GenBank genome assembly